Lepus europaeus (European hare) is the source of this 2331-nucleotide messenger RNA. It is a transcript of the gene DPH2, whose product is annotated as diphthamide biosynthesis 2. The coding region runs from base 177 to 1646 and encodes 489 amino acids. The record is from RefSeq and is a predicted model, not a curated record. The transcript has 6 exons. Gene Ontology annotation, molecular function: 2-(3-amino-3-carboxypropyl)histidine synthase activity. Gene Ontology annotation, biological process: protein histidyl modification to diphthamide. Lineage: Eukaryota; Metazoa; Chordata; Mammalia; Lagomorpha; Leporidae.
GCGUGUAGGCCCCAUGCGUAGUGGAGAAGGGCAGUUUGGCCGAGUGGAAGUGUGGUGCGUGGGCCGCGGAUAGCCUGUGAUUCCACCUCCGUCCACGAAGUGACUCUGACCGUUUGAGACCCCGGAGCUGGCUGAGGGAAGUCCCCGCUGCAUCCCGCCACCCAGGCUGUUGCUUCAUGGAGACUACUUUCAGCAGCCCCGCGGAGGCGGCGCUGCAGCGGGAGGCGGGCGCCCCGGGACUGCUCACUCCCGUCGCCGACCUCGACCGAGUCUACGAGCUGGAGCGAGUCGUGGGAUUUGUCCGCGACCUGGGGUGUCAGCGGGUGGCCUUGCAGUUCCCUGACCACCUCCUGGGAGACGCCGGGGCUGUGGCUGCACGACUGGAGGAGGCCACGGGGUCCAAGAUGUUCAUUCUGGGGGAUACGGCCUAUGGCAGCUGCUGCGUGGACGUGCUGGGUGCCGAGCAAGCUGGGGCUCAGGCCCUUGUACACUUUGGCCCUGCCUGCUUAAGCCCCCCAUCUCGCCCGCUGCCCAUCACCUUCGUCCUUGGUCAGCGUUCCGUGGCCUUGGAGCUCUGUGCCAAGGCUUUUGAAGCCCAGAACCCAGACCCCACAGUGCCCGUGGCACUGCUGAGUGAGCCGGCCUGCGCACACGCCAUGGAGGCCUUGGCCACUCUCCUGCGCCCACGCUACCUGGACCUGCUAGUUUCCAGCCCAGCUCUCCCCCUGCCAGCGGGGUCCCUCAGGCCAGAGCCAGAGCCCCUGGAGCGUUUUGGGCGCCGCUUCCCCCUGGCCCCAGGAAGGUGCCUGGAAGAGUAUGGGGCUUUCUAUGUGGGAGGCUCUGAGGCCAGCUCUGACCCUGACCUUGACCCGGACCUGAGCCGGCUGCUCUUGGGAUGGGCACCAGAGCAGCCCUUCUUCUCCUGCUGCCCAGACACGGGGCGGACUCAGGAUGAGGGUGCCCGGGCUGGGCGUCUGAGGGCACGAAGACGCUAUCUGGUAGAAAGGGCUCGAGAUGCCCGUGUGGUGGGGCUGCUGGUGGGCACGCUGGGUGUGGCCCGGCACUGUGAGGCCCUGGCACACCUGCGGAAACUGACAAAGGCUGCCGGCAAGCGUAGCUAUGUGUUGGCCCUGGGGCGACCCACCCCUGCCAAGCUCGCCAACUUCCCUGAGAUGGACGUCUUUGUGCUGUUGGCCUGUCCCCUGGGUGCCCUGGCUCCCCAGCCUUCUGGUAGCUUCUUCCGGCCCGUCAUGGCACCCUGUGAGCUGGAGGCUGCCUGCAACCCUGCCUGGCCACCUCCAGGCCUGGCUCCCCACCUCACUCAUUACGCGGACUUACUGCCCGGCUCUCCCUUCCAUGUGCCCCUCCCGCCACCUGAGUCUGAGCUGUGGGACACCCCAGAUGUGUCGCUCAUUUCUGGGGAGCUGCGGCCCCCACCUGCCUGGAAGUCACCCGAUGAGCCCGGAUGCUCGGCCCUGAGCCCUCGGCCGCAGCUGGAGCUGGCCGAGAGCAGCCCUGCAGCCUCAUUCCUUAGUUCCCGGAGCUGGCAGGGGCUGGAGCCGCGCCUGGGUGAGACGCCAGUGACUGGAGCUGUGAGCGGAAGACGUGGGAUCGCCAUCGCUUACGAGGAUGAGGGAAGCAGCUGAUAGCACGCGGAGCCCGAGACACACCUGUGGAUCGCCGCGCGGGCCUUCAGCACUCCCCGCAGCAGGUGCCUGUCGUCCUGCCGACUUCCUUGAAGAAGGCUGAAGGGAGGGUGGGCAGAGGCGGCCCCCCGCCGGGGACAGGCUCCGGCCCAGGGCCCAGCAUGCACUGGUUCAGGGAAUGCCUGUCAGACUGAGUGGGGAGAGGGAGGGCGGGCCUUCCUGAGGCCCUAGCCCAUCAGUCCUGGAACAGCUGGGGGCCUGGCUCUUGCAGCCUCAGCAUGUUGACACUUGGGGCCAGGUGAUUCCUUACGGGGUGUCUGUGCUGUGUGCAUGGAUGUUUAGCAGCAGCACGCCCCCAUCCCCCACCCCGCCUGGGACAACCAAGCAUGUCUCCAGAGAAUGGUGACUGUCCCGCGGGGGGCAGCACGGCCCCUGGGUGAGAACUGCAGACCCGCGUGCUCCGCAGAGCAGCCACUCGGCACACAGGGCUGCUCGCGCUUCAGUCAGGUUCCAAGCUCAGUUUCUCGGCCACACUCAGGUGUUGAGUGGCCACGGCAGGGGACAGCGCAGCCAGAGGACACUUCCGCACCACAGAAAGUUUGGCCAGAUGGAGCUGGUCUGUAUCGACUCAGGUUUGCUUCUCAGGGAGACCACAGAAACUCAAAUAAAGCAAAUACUCUGUCUG